GCGGCUCAGGGCGUCUCUCACUCCGCUGCGUAGGAGACUUCACUCGAGCAGCACCAGUAGGCGUCUUAUAUAAACGGAAACUUAAUAUACACACUCAAAAUGCACUCAAAUACACUAGACAGCAGCGGUUCGCCAAAAAAGCGCUCGUUUUCCCGGGGACUGAGCGAGGAUGAGUCACUCCGCAACAUUAUAAAAGAGACUGAGAGCUCGGCCAGACGUCCGACACGAAGCGACAGCCGAGCAGGAACCCUGAAGAGGAGGACUGGCAGCCAGCAAUCUGACCCGGAGCUCUUCAUGGGACUGCCGGAAAUGCUGGAACUGCAGGCCAGCUACGAUGAAGCGGUGCAGGAGGUGCAUGGGCUGGAGGUCGAGCGAGAGGCUCUGUUGUUCCAGGUGGACGUCCUCCAGGACACACUGGAGGGUGUAGAGGAGCUGCUGGCCGAAGCCCAGAGGGAAGCUGGACAUGCUACUUUGGAGCUGGAACGAGAGAGAGCGGCCAAGAAGAAACUGGAGAGCCUGGUUGGUUCUCUGAUGCAGGAGGUGGAGAGAUUAAAAGAGGAAAGAAAUAACAAAGCACCUGCCCCAGAGAACAUGAGCAACGAAACAAGACAGGAGCAAAUAAAUAAUGAUGCUCCAGAGGUGAUGAAAGUUACACAGAGAGAAGAAAAAGAACUGUGCAGCACUGAAAACAGCAUUGGAGGACUGGCAGCUGCAGAGGACGGGGGACCGAGUGAAGGACCAGAGGAUGCAGGAGGCGUCUUGACAAAGCUGCAGAGGACUGGCAGUCAGCCCUUGACCCACCUGCCUUCUCUUGCACUCGACAACCCGCCUUCAGUCGACGGGGUCCUUCGGAGGCCCUACGAACGCCACACGAGAGCUGGACGAGAUCCUUCUCCAGACAGCCACGACUCAGACAGCGUAAGUGCCUACGAGGAUGCAUCUGCUGAGACUCCAGAGCAGGACGCCAUCUUCACAGGCGAUGACGAGCUGCCAGAUGAUGUGGACAACAGAAACGGCAGCGAGAACGAAGACCCAAGAGAUCCUGAAGCCUGCGUUUUGUCUUAAUUUUAUCUUGGUUUAAUGACGGAAAAAUAAUACUAUCAUAGACAACGGUUGUUGAAGCUGUAAUCAUUAUUCAGUUUAUAAUUCAAAAGAAAAUCAACGUGUAGCUACUGUAUCAACAAUAUAUUCAUUAUUUUAAUCAUUCCUUCCUCAAGUAUAAUGACCAAACCUUUGAUGCACUGCAGUUAUUUUGUCACCUUGUUUUUCUUCUUUCUUGACAUUGUUUUAACUUUUAAAAACUAAAUCGUGGAUAGCUUGAUUGGUGGGGCGACAGACAGAGCAACUGCAUCUAUCCAUCCAAGUCUUAUCUUUUAUAUACUGAAGUAGAAAUUCACAAAAAAAAACCUCAGGUUUCAUGUCUGAAAUUUAACUGAUUACUUGUAUGUUAGUUGCCAAGAUUUGUCUUUAAAUCAUGCCUAUGUGUGUGGACAUGUGGGGACACUUCGCCUUUCAGAUGUUUUUGUACUCCAGCAGCUGCCAGUGUGCACAUCAGGGUAUAUCUGUGUCCAAAGUCCUGUGAUUUUUGGACACGCUCCAUUGCUGUUUGGCCCCACAGUGAUAUUUUCUUCUACAUUUAUUUCUAAUUAACUUUUUAUCAUAUUUUACACUAAACUUGUUGACGUAAGCUCAAGUAUUUGGGAUCAAAGGCACGUGUGAAGUUAUAUAAUAUUAAUUAUGUGAAAAUCCUACUAUUUACUUCCCAAUUUUUCUUUUGGAUAUAUGGUCAAUUUUGCCUGUUUUGCUCUGAAAUGUUUUUUAGAAAUUAAUUUGGUUGCAUUUGCACUUUUUAAAAGCCGUUUCCUCUGGCAAACAUUACUCAGAUUACCUUAGCAAUGACAUUCCUUCUCCAGCCAGACACAUCGGCAAAAAAUAAUCAGCAACAGGCUGGGUCCUCUCUUCAAGGUGAUACUGUAUCAUUGCACAUUUCUAUUUUUAUUAGUUUGUGAAACUUGCUGAAAUUAGUCUCUGGAUGUCUGAUUGCUGUAGACACUUUAUAUGCCGUCAAACUUUUUUAUGUUGUCAGUUUUUUUAAGUGCUUAAGGCAACUGUGUUAACCAGUUCACCUCUUUUGUGAUAUCUUGCAUGGCUCCGUGCAGACAGAUUUUAUUUUAUAAGCUGCAAAUAAGAUGAUCAGUGUCAUCUAUCAAUAUUUUUGCAUGAAGUACUUAAAAACAGAAGUAAUAAUUAUACUCAUAAUGUUAUAUAGAGCCAAAACAUAAUUUUAAAAGGGAAAUUAAAAUAAUUUUAUUCCUCCGGUUGAGUUACAUUUUAUUUUGCAGUAAAGUAAAAUAAAAUAAAAAUUGGCAUUUUUGAACAUAUAAAGAUAGACUCUAGUGAUUUAAUCUUGAUCAUCUUGAAAAUCUUUGUCAGCGAAAUACUGUUUCAUGCAUGGAUACUUGAAAGUGUGGCGAACAUUUGCGGCAUUUGGCGGCAUAACAGCAUAUAAAUGUUAACUAAUUUGCCUUUAACUUUUAGUAUGCGUUCCUAUUAAGGCCGAUGCCGGUUCACAUGUCUUUUGUUCUGUUGGCUGACAAGAUGCUGAAAGUAUCAGACACAGCUGUGAUGUGUGUGUUUUUCGUCGUCAAAAUGGCUCUAGUUUUGCAUCCUUGGCACCGUGAUCUCUUUUUGAACUAUCAGGUUAUAUCAUACAAAUCAUUAAAUAAACAUGUUCCAUGGGUGGAUGCUGUUAAGCAUGUCAAAGGGAUUUUGUCUUAUUCAGGUGUAUCCUUUUUUGUAGACACUGAGUGCAUGUUCAGCCCUCAGCAGACUUUUAGCAAGUCAGUUUCAGUAUCAAUUUAUUAGGUAAUUGAAUAGUUUUGUUAUAUUUCUACGUAAAAGUGCAAAACAUAUCGUUAUUGUAAUUCGAUGCCUUCUGUCGGUGUGAAUAUUUGUCACUUUUUCUAAGCUUUGAAAUGUUCUGCUGUAAAAGUAAGUAAUGAUUUAUAUCAAAAUAAAAUAAGU
Messenger RNA from Cololabis saira (Pacific saury), 3024 nucleotides. RefSeq names its product leucine-rich repeat flightless-interacting protein 1. The transcript has 6 exons. NCBI's taxonomy places the organism in Eukaryota, Metazoa, Chordata, Actinopteri, Beloniformes, Belonidae. The record is from RefSeq and is a predicted model, not a curated record. The coding region runs from base 100 to 1065 and encodes 321 amino acids.